AUGGAUUCCUGGGAGAAUUCGCCGCCGCCUAUCGCCCCUUCACCAUCGCUCGCUCAAAAACAACCCAGACUGGAUUACAGGACGGGUACGUGCAAAGUAUACGGGGAAGUCUUCACCUACAAAGGAGCAUUGGAUGCACAUUACCAACAACAUCAUGGAUCAACGGCAGCCGAACCGCUCUACUUUACCCAGGAAGGUGAAGGUCUGGACAACCGACUUCGCCUUUCUAACACUAUAUUAAAUACCGUACGAGUUUAUACCUUGGACACUGCCAGCCACACUUACACCGACGUAGCCAAUGUGUUUAGGCUAAUCGUUCGUGAACUAGGAUCCAUCGUGCAGGCAGAGUUAGAUGAACACAAGUGUGUGAAGAUAGCUACCGAGAUGCACGCCCACUUUCACCGACCAUAUUUAGCAGCAGAUGUAGUAGAUUUUGAGGAGAUUGAGCAGCAACGAACACAUGAGGAAGUGUGUGGAUUCAAGAAGAAAUGGGGUGCCCACAGUUGUAGAUACGAUGAAAAAGUCGAAGAAUACAAAAAAGUAUUAAAGGAGAAAAAACUAAACUUUGAUGGUCUUGUCUUUCCAAUGACGUUAAGCCAAUUUCCUAAAUUUGAAGAACAAAACCCUGGGAUUGCUCUAAGUGUCUUCGGAUCCGAUGCAGCUAGAUCAGAAUAUUUCAAAUAUCGCGAUAAGCCACUUUGUGCCUUGACUAGGCUUCAACAAAAGUCAGUGCACCGCGCCAUCAGAAAUUCUACAUUUCCACUGUACAUGUCUCAGAGAAUAGCGGAAUUUGAACUCAAAGACAGAAUCCAGAAGAGUAACGAAUCCAAAACCGACGUGCCCGAAGAACCCUACUACUUUUUCAACCAGUAUCAUCGUAUGGUGCGCACUCCCUAUCGCUAUUACGGAGAUUUCGAGGCCUUUGUCAAACCAAAGACAAGAAAACGGAACGCUAACGGACUAGAAGUGGAAGAAUCAAAUCAUAUUCCGUGCGGCUACGCUUGGGUGUGUGUUGAUUGGCAAGGAAAGGCAGUUAAGUGGAGUGUCUACCGUACGGAUGACGAAGAAGAAAAUGUUGCCAAGAGAUUUUUUGAUGAAAUACUACAAGACCACAAGUUACGACGAGACGUCAUACAACUACUUCAGCAACAAAGUUCUAAAUCCAUGAUUAUCAAUCCUCAACUGAGAGAUAGUCUUACGAAACAAAUCCGUGAAGACCCAACUAAACUUGAUCCAUGUUACUUUUGUGGAGAAAAGUUUAAGAAACUAAGCCAAGAAGAAAUGUCCAAGGAGUUUAAAGACAGACCAAACAUGGCUGUAUGCCACCAUGAUCACUGUUCGGGAAAGUUCGUUGCCCUUGCUCACAAUCGGUGCAACUUGGAGGCAUCAAUCAGCACGAUAUCUCCAUGUUUCAUUCACAAUCUCAAGUCUUACGAUUCCCACUUCCUUGUGCAAGCAUUCGACGAGACGAUGGAGGCGACAAUAAUACCGUGUUCUUCAGAAAAGUUUAUGUCGUUUACAGUGAAUAAACAAAUUAGAUUUUGUGACUCGUUUUCAUUCUUGAGUUCCUCGUUAGAAAAUCUUACAAACACUUUAAAGAAGAACAACACGGAUGAUUUCAAACUUACCAAGGAGAUUUUCUGCAAAGCAGAAAAUAUAUUGAAACUGUACAAUCGAGAUGGAACUGAUCAAGAAAUUCAAGAGUUGGGGCGACAAAUCAAUGUAGACUUGAUGCUACAGAAAGGUGCCUAUCCAUAUACACAUAUGCAAUCGCCUGCGAAUUUUGAAGAGAACCAACUUCCGCCAAUCAAGGAGUUUUACAACGAUCUGAAUGACCAGCCACUUGAUCAGAAAGUAUAUGAUCAUGCUAAACAAGUCUGUGAGAGUUUCGACGUGCAAAAUCUUGGUGAUUGGCAUAAUUUGUACGUACUUCUGGACGUGACGUUGCUAGCUGAUUGUAUGGAGAGGAGCAGAGAAAUUCUCUGGGACUCUUACAACUUGGACUUGGCUAACUAUUUUAGUCUGCCAAUGAUCGCGUAUGACGCAUGCUGCAAGAUGGGGAAAGCCAAGCUGGACUAUGUCGAUGUUACAAUGCAUUGUUGGUUCGAAACAGCACUUCGAGGUGGUGUGUGUGGCGUUGGUGGAAUUCGCGCAGCCCAGGCGAAUAACAAGUAUAUGGGAGAGAAGUACGAUGAGACAAAGACCGACAGUUACAUUUCGUUCCUCGAUAUUAAUAACCUUUACGGAUCAGCAAUGUGUUCUGCUCUUCCUGAAAAAGACUACAAGUGGUUAACUGAAUAUGAGCUGAGCAGAGUACGGGCCAAUCCAAACGCCUUCGUAAAUUCUCUGCAAGACGAUGCAGAGACUGGUUACUUCUUCGAAGUGAAUCUUGAGAUACCGCCAGAGAUUCAUAACAAGCUAAACGACUACCCGCCAGCCCCAACCAAGAGAUGUGUGAAUAAGGACGAACUGGCCCCACAUCAGCAUCAGCAGAUGCAAGAUUUCCAAGUACCUGAAUCUAUGUUCAAGAACGCAAAACUUGUAGCUGACCUGCUGCCCAAACAGCACUAUGUGACACACUAUCGUAACUUGAAGAUGUACAUCAAGUUUGGACUUGUCAUUACGCAAGUUCAUCGUGCGGUCAAGUUUACGCAGAGGGCUUGGAUGAAACCGUUUAUUUUGUCCAACACGGAAAUGAGGAAGAAGGCAAUCACAGACUUUGAAAAAGACUUUUUCAAGUUGCUUAACAAUUCUUCAUUCGGAAAAACAAUAGAACAGAAAAGAAAACGAACGUCAAUUUCCCUCGUCACCACAGAAAGGCAGCUCAGGAAGAUUGUCAACAAACCCACUUAUCAGCGAAUAAUUAGCAUUAACGAUAAAGUGCAUCUGGGUGUGAAGAAAGUGACUCAAGUGCUGUUGGAUAAACCAGUUGCUGUUGGAAUCUCUAUUCUAGAAAUUUCAAAGUGUUUCAUGUAUGAGUUCCACUAUGAUUACAUGAAGGAAAAGUACGGCGACAAGGCCAGAGUUCUCUACGGUGACACGGAUUCCUUAGUCUACCACGUGGAAACUCAGGAUUUUUACCAAGACAUGGUGGAGAACAAGGAACGUUUUGAUUUGAGCGACUAUGCUGGAAUGCAUUCUCACUUAAAUAAUCAAGAAAACAAGAAGCGCCUCGGCAAGAUGAAGGAUGAAAUGCCCAAAAGUGUAAUCUUUCGAUUUGCGGCAUCAAAACCAAAAAUGUACGGAGCUCAAGCACUUUCAAUUGAAGACGGAAAGAUGACCAUAUAUACCAAAAAAGUGGCCAAGGGGAUCAAGAAAGCCGCAAUCGCCAAUCAAAUCACGUUUGACCAAUAUUGGAAAGUAUUGGACGAAAAUAUUCAAACCAGUGUGGUGAUUAAAUCAAUUCUAAGCCGGAAACAUGUGCUUCGAACGAGUGCAGCUAUAAAGAAGGGUCUAAAUGGCUUUGAUACGAAACGUUGUGUCAUUGAUCAUUUGACUACGUUAGCACACGGACAUAAAGAUAUUCCCUUGUAUGUAUGA
Folsomia candida is the source of this 3540-nucleotide messenger RNA. RefSeq lists its product as uncharacterized. The record is from RefSeq and is a predicted model, not a curated record. The coding region runs from base 1 to 3540 and encodes 1179 amino acids. NCBI's taxonomy places the organism in Eukaryota, Metazoa, Arthropoda, Collembola, Entomobryomorpha, Isotomidae. The transcript has 5 exons.